Suricata suricatta (meerkat) is the source of this 7596-nucleotide messenger RNA. It is a transcript of the gene DIS3L2, whose product is annotated as DIS3 like 3'-5' exoribonuclease 2. The coding region runs from base 275 to 2995 and encodes 906 amino acids. Gene Ontology annotation, molecular function: 3'-5'-RNA exonuclease activity; RNA binding. Gene Ontology annotation, biological process: miRNA catabolic process. NCBI's taxonomy places the organism in Eukaryota, Metazoa, Chordata, Mammalia, Carnivora, Herpestidae. The record is from RefSeq and is a predicted model, not a curated record. Gene Ontology annotation, cellular component: exosome (RNase complex); P-body. The transcript has 22 exons.
CUCCUGCCACCUCCACGGCAGGGGAGCAGCGGCCCGGCGCAGUCUCCGCCGCGCUACCGCGCUCUUGGCCCCGUCCGGCUACCGUUGCUCGCUCUGCGGCGGCGCCCCUGACCCGGAAGCGUAUUCUCCUUAGCAACUGCGGGACCGCGGCGGCGUCAGCCUCCCGGGAGCCACGCCAGUGACUCCUGAGCUACUCAAGGCAGGAAGAACUCUGAGCUGAGCAGUGGAGGCCCCCCCCCGGAUCUGGAGAGAAGAGGUGACCUUGGAACCAGGAAUGAGCCAUCCUGACUGCAGGCUGAACCUCCGGCCCCUGGGGACCCCCAGAGGUGUGUCCUCUGUGGUCGGCCCCCAUGGUGUCGGUGCUUCGCCAGGAGACAAAAAGGCAAAGAACAAGUCCGUACGAGGGAAGAAAAAGAGCAUAUUUGAAACCUACAUGUCCAAGGAGGAUGUUUCAGAAGGCUUGAAGAGAGGAACACUUAUCCAGGGUGUACUGAGAAUUAAUCCAAAGAAGUUUCACGAAGCCUUCAUUCCUUCCCCGGAUGGUGAUCGCGACAUUUUUAUCGAUGGUGUCGUUGCUCGUAACAGAGCCCUGAAUGGGGAUCUGGUGGUCGUGAAGCUGCUUCCAGAGGAGCAGUGGAAGGUAAUUAAACCAGAGAGCAAUGACAAAGAAACAGAAGGUACCGAUGAAUUAGAUCUCCCUGAAGAGCCCUUUGGAAGCCAUCUCCCACAGCAGUCCGUGAAAGGCUAUAAUGACAGUCCUGAUGUCAUUAUAGAGGCUCAGUUUGAUGACAGCGACUCAGAAGGUGGACAUGGCAACACACAGAAUGUUCUGGUCGAUGGUGUUAAGAAACUCUCAGUUUGUGUUCAUGACAAAGGCAAAGAAGACGGUGAUGCCCCCAUCACAAAAGAGGAGAGCCCCUCCAUGCCACAGGACACCAGAGCUUUCUCAGAGAAGUCGCUGCAAAGAUCAGCAAAGGUGGUUUACAUCUUGGACAAAAAACACUCCCGAGCAGCGACGGGCUUUCUCAAACUCUUGGCUGAUAAGAACAGUGACCUGUUUAGGAAAUAUGCCCUGUUUUCUCCCUCGGACCACCGAGUGCCUAGAAUUUAUGUGCCUCUCAAGGACUGUCCCCAGGACUUCGUGACCCGGCCUAAAGAUUAUGCCAACACCCUGUUCAUCUGCCGCAUCGUGGACUGGAAGCAGGACAGCAGUUUCGCCCUGGGGCAGCUGGCUAAGAGUCUUGGGCAGGCUGGUGAAAUCGAGCCUGAAACAGAAGGAAUCCUGACAGAGUACGGUGUGGAUUUCUCUGAGUUUUCUUCAGAAGUUCUAGACUGUCUCCCUCAGCGCCUCCCCUGGACAAUCCCACCAGAGGAAUUCAGCAAGAGAAGAGAUUUAAGGAAAGACUGUAUCUUCACCAUUGACCCAUCAACUGCCCGCGACCUCGAUGAUGCCCUCUCCUGCAAGGCACUUGCUGAUGGCAACUUCGAAGUGGGGGUCCACAUCGCGGACGUCAGUUACUUUGUUCCCGAGGGAUCCCCUCUGGAUAAAGUGGCCGCUGAGAGGGCCACAAGUGUCUACUUGGUUCAGAAGUUCAAAGACGGGCAGAGUGAACAGAGUCAGGAUAGUGGUUACCCUGGAGAAAAGAGGGCCCAGGUAGUGGGGGACUACAAGCGGCUCCUGGUCUGGGUGCUGAUUACAAAAUGGUGGGCCCUACCUGGGCCACUGCGGCGUCUGCAGCCGGCUCACAGGCCCGAGGCUCACGCAGCGUCCUGUAACUUGGGGCUUCGGUUAAUGAUCCUUGGUGAAUGGUUUGGUCGGACCAUCAUUCGCUCCUGCACCAAACUGAGCUACGAGCAUGCCCAGAGCAUGAUAGAAAGCCCGACUCAGAAAAUCCCCGAGGAGGAGCUGCCCCCUAUCAGCCCGGAGCACAGCAGCGAGGAGGUGCACCAGGCUGUCCUGAAUCUCCACGGAAUCGCAAAGCAGUUACGCCAACAGCGGUUUGUGGAUGGCGCGCUGCGUUUGGAUCAGCUAAAGCUUGCUUUCACUCUGGAUCACGAGACUGGAUUGCCUCAAGGAUGUCACAUCUACGAGUACCGUGACAGCAACAAGCUCGUGGAGGAGUUCAUGCUCCUGGCCAACAUGGCAGUGGCCCACAGGACCCACCGCGCCUUCCCUGAGCGGGCCCUGCUGCGCCGGCACCCCCCGCCCCAGACCAAGAUGCUCAAUGACCUCAUGGAAUUCUGUGACCAGAUGGGGCUGCCCAUGGACUUCAGCUCUGCCGGGGCCCUCAAUAAAAGUCUGAACAAAACCUUUGGAGACGACAAGUACUCACUGGCCCGGAAGGAGGUGCUCACCAACAUGUGCUCCCGGCCCAUGCAGAUGGCACUGUACUUCUGCUCGGGGGUGCUGCAGGACCAGGCCCAGUUCCGGCACUACGCCCUCAACGUGCCGCUCUACACCCACUUCACCUCUCCCAUCCGCCGCUUCGCAGACGUCCUGGUGCACCGCCUCCUGGCCGCAACACUCGGCUACAGGGAACUGCCGGACCUGGAACCUGACGCCCUGCAGAAGCAGGCCGACCACUGCAAUGACCGCCGCAUGGCAUCCAAGCGUGUUCAGGAGCUCAGCACCGGCCUCUUCUUUGCCAUCCUUGUGAAGGAAAGUGGCCCCCUGGAGUCGGAAGCCAUGGUGCUGGGCGUCCUGAACCAGGCCUUCGACGUGCUGGUGCUGCGCUACGGAGUGCAGAAGCGCAUCUACUGCAACGCACUGCCCCUGCGAUCCCACCACUUCCAAAGGGUGGGCAAGAAGCCGGAGCUCACGCUUGUCUGGGAGCCUGAGGACCUGGAGCAGGAGCCAGUGCAACAGGUCAUCGGCAUCUUCAGCCUGGUGGAUGUGGUGCUGCGGGCGGAGACCACGGCCCUCAAGUACAGCGCCAUCCUGAAGCGGCCGGGCUCCGAGGGCCUCCUGGGCCCGCAGGACGAGGAGGAAGCCUGAAGACAUGGCCCCCAGCCCAGCCACGCCCCACCCACACGACUGCCCCACCCGCUGGCUUUUAGGAAUAGGACCUUUUGACACCAAAGGGGAUUUUUAAUUUGGUUUUUAACAACUCAGGGUUUUUGUUUUUAUUUCUUCAUUUUGUUUUAUUUUGGCAGCUCAGUUUUUAAACGGACUGGAGAGGAGGCGGUGGGGCUGGACGGAAGGCUGAGGCCUCGCUGGUGCUUAACCAGAGCAGAACAGGACCCGGUCCUCCUGGGAGGCCAGCCCUCUUCUGCCAGGCCACCCACUGCCUUCCCCUGCCCGGGAAACCAGGGGGGUUCAGCAAAUCAGUGUCAUGGAAUAAAAUCAAGUGUCGAUCGCUGUCUGGUGUGUGGGGCACCACCACAGGUCCAGGGCAGCAGGGUGCCCCUUGGACCCAGAGCAAGGGAGCGGGCUCAGGCUACACCCCUCACAGCCCAGCUGAGGUCGCCACCCUCCAGAACCCUCUGUCAGUUCCAGGAUGAUUCAGAGCUGGCCACAUGUCCCGCUGAUGCCAGGGACUCAUUCUGGCUGAUUAGAAACGUAAUUAGUAUGCAAGACAACAAGCUCAGCUAUCAACCUUGCUGCAAGUGGCCGUGUCCAUCCCAGCCCGCACCACUUCCUUUCUGCCUGCCGGCCUCAGGAUGGGGGGCAUGGGCCCUCUAAACCUGCCCCCCCAGGCCCUAGGUCAGAGCUCUGAGUAGCCCGACCAUACCCCCUUGGUUCCGACUGGCCCCUCAGUACCUCCGGGGUCAGUCCCGAACCCCAGCAGCGCUGACCGAGCAGGGGGACUGAGAAGCCCUGGCCUGACAGAGGGGAGGAGACCCCUCAGACUGGCCUUCCCCACUAGGGCUGGGAAAACGGGUGCCUGGUGGCCCUAGCAUGGCUUAGUCACCUGCCUGGCGUCAUCCUGGGCACCUACUGGUGCUCGGGGACCCAGGCACAGAAAUGGAGGGCCACUGGGUGGUGCUGUCUCCCCAGCUGGCCUGCCCCCAGCCCACCCUCCUUCCCCACCUGGUAGGGUGCCACAGGUCGCCUUCCCCGGGGGGGCUGCCAGGAAUGGUGGAAGAAACCCUGGUGCCCCUGGCCCUGGGUCCAUCGUGCCGUUUCCUCUGGUGUCAGCGUCAAGCCCAUUAGAUCUGGUGGCGAUGAAUUGUCUUCAAAGCAGAACUCAAUACAAUACCCUUGGGGAGGGCCUCUCGGGAACUGGAGGGCUCUUGGUGCCACUGCCUUUGUCCGCCUGCGGUGGCUGUCAUGCCUCCGGUGCUGGGCGGGGUGUCAGAGGGGAAUGAAGGACAGUGUUCAGUGUCUUUCUCCUCCUCCAACACCCCAGCCAGCCUUCCAAGUGCUCGUCUUGCCACCCCCAAGAUGUCCCAGAGGCCACCACCUGCUCUCUGUUCCUGUCCCCAGAACCUUCUCCUGCAACCAGGCAUCUGGAAGGGAAGAUAGGUGAUGAUCUGGUGGUGUGGCACUUGGCUGCAGAGAACAUUUCUGGGUGUCUCCUGUCCCGGGCAGCCCGGCAGAGCCCAAGCCCCACCCCCCGCCCCCAGCCUUGGUGCAGAGGAGCAGCCCUGUUCCCCCUGGUGCUGUCCCCGAGCACCUGCCAUAGAGCCUGGGAGCUGGGGGCAGAGCAGAGCCCCCGGGGAGUGGCACCCCUCAGGAAGCGGUGUGUCAGGCCAGACCCUCCUCCCGCUGCUCCCCCAUGGAGCGUCCCUCCCUGGAGGAGCAUAGCCAGCUUGGUCGGCAAGGAAGAUCUUGGCUCCCAGGACUCACUUGGGAGGCAGAGGCGGGUCUCGCCCUGAUGCACCUAGAGCCAUGGGGGCCAUUGCAGCCCCAGCCCGCCCCCCACUCCAUUUGACAGAAGUGGAAACUGGACCCAGCAAGGAAGCAGAUCUCCGGCCUAUGUGACACAGCAAGACCGCCGGGCCAGGACCAGGCCUCAGGCACCUACAGGCCACUGCACCCCCACUGUGGUGCCAUGGGCCCAGAGGAGGUGGCCCGACACCCUCCCCAAGUCACCUGAGUCCGUCUUCAUCCCCUUCCCAGCCCACAGGGCCCUGGCGGAAGUCUGAGGACGGUGCCACCCCUUCUGUGUCCCCACGUGAUGGAGCUGUUGACAAAAGGAUGACCAGGCACAAACCUCAUAAAAAGGAAGACUCAUCAGCCCAUCGGCUGCUCCAGAGCCACUGCACGCCAGCUCGGGCAGGAGGCCUGGAGCGAGCGCUCACAGGGCCGCCUCGAUCACCACGCGGACAGACAUAAUGCAGCUAAUGUCACCGCAGCACGAGGCUCUAGCAGAGUGCCGAGGCUGGAGAGCGUAUUCCGAGCUGCGAGGGGACAGUAGCCAGAAGAUGACACACGGGCCCCACACGGGUGAAGACACUGAGGCUUGAAGGUAUCUGACUGAACCACGAGUUGUGAAGGUCAAAGUCAUUAGGGUCAGAGAACGCUGAGAGGAUGGGCUAGAAGAUGCUGGAACAGGAGAUUGCCUGGACCCUCUGAGCUGGCCAGAGAAACUGCACUCCAUCUAAGGGCCAUGCGGAGCCCCUGAGGGUUUCUGACCAGAGCUGUGCCACGAAAUGGCCUUCACUCUGGUCAGCCGUGUGUUCUCGGGACUGCUGUCCGGAGGGGACUUGUGUCCUAGUGUGGCAGGUGGUGGUGAUGGCAUGAAGGUAAAGCAGGAGGAGGAGGUCGAGUGUGGGCAGAGCCUCAGGGAGCAGGCUGCUGGCUGUUUGCAGGCAUGGGCCCUGAGGUCAGUGCCAUCUGGGUGGUGGAGGGGAGGGAGGCCAGAGCGCAGGAGAGCCAGUGAGCUGGGAUGGUGAGGAGUUUCCUCACAAGGAUGGGAGCAGAUACGGGGUGCAUGCCAGCAUCUCUGCGGAGAACAGACCUGGGGUGGGGGGCAGGCAGUACAGAGGCUGGGGCCGGGGCUGGAGGGUGUGGGGCACAGCAGUAGGGGUCACAGUCGUAGGUAGAGGUGGGAACGUCGUACUCGGCCCUAAAGUGCUGGACGUGGCACUCUGGCUGGACGUCCUCAACACACAGCCCGGACUGGAAGCCUGGGAGGGCUCAGCACUGAAAAUCCAGGAUUGACAAUCUGGGAAGGAGCUGGCACAAGGAGACUAGGGAGGAGGAGCCAGAGAGAGGGGCUGCCUGAGGCUUCAGGAAGACUCCUGUCUUGAUUGCAAAGGAAAGAAACCCAACGCAGAGUGGCUCUGGGAGGAAGGAACUGGUAAGAAGAGUGGAUGUGAACUAGUAGAGGAGGCGGGAAAGCCCACCGUGGGGUGGGCAGGGGUGCCCCAUGCCUCCAGGUCACCUUGGGUGGCUCUGUCUCCCUUCCCUGUUUCCACUUCCUUUCCUCCUGGUGUCAAUCACUUCCUCCACCGUGAUUUUCUGGAAGCAUGAGCUUCUGUGUCUUGCAGCCCACCCUCUUAGAGAGAAACUGACACCCUCUCCCAAGUUAGAGAGACCCCAAGAAAGAAUGGAGUCUGCCCACCCCUGGCCCAUCAGGGAGCUGUCAUGGUAUAGAAUGGUAGCUCCUUGGGUCCCUGGCCGGGAUGGACAAGAAGCUGGGGUGCGGGGCCCUGGAAGAGGCUGCGCCACUGGGGAGCCGGGGCACCACAUGCCCCCGACAGCUGCCGCAAGCACGGUGACGGGGAAGCAGGUGGCCAGGUCGGAGAGGCUGUAAUAAUCCAGGCGAGGUCACCUGAGAGAGGGAGCAAAGCCCAGAUGUCCAGACAGAGCUGGUGCCAGCAGGUGCCAGGUGUCCAGGGCAACAAUGGACUCCCCACAGAGGCGUCAGGGAGGAGUGCCCUGGGGGCCUGGGGCAGAGGAGGGGUGGAGGCAGCAGAAGCCAGAGGUUGCAUUCUUUCUGGGGACCAGAGAGCCUCAAAAGGCUGCUGCUGGGAGUUGAGAGCACGCGGCGGCACGGUGCGGAGUCUUGCGGUGCAUUGGGACGCACAAGGCGUGGGAGGCAGCCAUCCGCCCGGCAGCCGAGGCGGGAAGCGCCCUAACUGCCGGCCAGCACGGGAGGGGCUCGGGGGGGGGGGUGUUGCACACAUGCCACGGCAUGUUAUUGAGCCACGAGAGGGGACAUCCUGCCAGCUGUGACAUGGGUGAGUCUGGGUGAUGUCAUGCUGAGUGAAAUGUGCCAGGCAUGAGAUAAAUACACACUCUCACUUUUAUGUGGAGUCAAAAAUCAUCAAAUUCAUAAAAGAGCAGAGCGCUGGUUUCCAGGGCCAGCCAGGGCAGGGAGGAAGAACGGGGAGAUGUUGGUCGAAGGGUACGAAGUUUCAGUUGUAAGAUAAACAAGUUCCCGGGACCUCGAGUCCAGCAUUGAUACAGUUAACUUUACUGUGUCGUGUGCUCAGAAGCUGCUAAGGGGGUAGAUCUUCAGUAUUCUCACCACAGAGGGAAAAUGAUCAUUAUGAGAUGAUGGGUAUGUUAAUGAACUUGAUCAUGGUGGUCAUUUCACAUGGAUACAAAUUAUCCAGACAUCAAGUUGUACAUCUUAAAUGUAUACAAUUCCUAUUUGUCAAUUGUACCUCAGUGAAGCUGCUAAAUAAACAAAUGAAUACAAAUGG